Messenger RNA from Symphalangus syndactylus (siamang), 4734 nucleotides. It is a transcript of the gene PRR36, whose product is annotated as proline rich 36. The record is from RefSeq and is a predicted model, not a curated record. NCBI's taxonomy places the organism in Eukaryota, Metazoa, Chordata, Mammalia, Primates, Hylobatidae.
CGGGGCAGGUGUAUGUGUUGGGGAGGACAGAGAAGGACCCCAGGGAUUUGCUCCCCCAGUCCAAACCGUUGACUCUCUGGGUGCCUCAGGCGCAGCUGUGGAAACAGGCUUCCCCCGGACCGCGGAGAAGCCACCCCUCUCUCCAAAGCGCGCAUCUCCCCCAUCCCCCUCGGCGCGCUUCCGCCGGCCGCGCUCCCGGGUCGGGAUCGAGCGCGCGCCCCCGGCUCUCCCGCCCGCGGCCGAGGGGCGGGACCGGCUCGGCUCCCCAGGCGCCGCAGCCGGCAGCCCCCUCCCCUCGCCUCCUCGCCGCUGGCGGCCACCGCGUCGCUCCGGCCCGGGCCCCACCCCAGGCGACUCUGCGAGGAGCGGCCGGAGACCGGAGGCGGAGGUGCAAGAUGGACAACAAGAGAGACAAGGCGAAGGCAGGGGCCGCCGCGCGGACGCCGACUGCUCGCCCUCCUGGACUUCUGACCCCCAGGCCCCCAGGCUCUCCUCGACCCCCUCCCCCAGUAACUCCGGCAGCCCUCCGAGUUCUGGGAGCUGCGGGAGCAGUGGGGCGAAAGCCUCUGGCAGAGCGAGCGGGGGGCAUCGGCGGGGCCACUCUUCCCGAGUCUGCUCCCCGAGCGGGACCAACGCGGAGUGCUGGGACAAGUUCCCGAAACCCAGCCUCCAGGCCCCCAGCCUCUGGGAGAGGGGAGAGAGCUCCUCCUGCCAAGAACACCAGCCCAGGCCCUGUUUCUAGCCCAGGGCGUGCCAGCGGGACCACCAGGCCAGGCCCUCUUGGUCAGAAGGGACUCCGGAUCCCAGCGGAGGAAACUGUGGCCAGAGAAAAAGCUACAGAGGCUCCCAAAAGGAGUGCCCUCAGCGCUGGGGCACGGAGAGACACUUCCGGGCCUACCCCAGGAACCCCCUCCCCGGCCAUGGCCCGUCGGUCCCGGGCUGCGGGCACCGAGGUGGGGCUCCCCCGGCCAGCUCCGAGUGCCCGGCCACGGCCCCCGACAGAGGGCCCCCGGAAAUCAGUGAGCAGCACCUUGGAGCACAGUAUCACCGAGCCAAGCCCGGCUGCCAGGAGGCGGCCCAGCGCUGGUGGGGGUCUCCAGAGGCCGGCCUCGCGCUCCCUGAACUCCAGCGCCACCCCUCUCUCCUCCCCAGCCCGUUCUGGGCCCUCAGCCCGCGGAACACCCAGGGCUCCUGCGCAUUCCUCGCAGCCCAAGCCGAAAGGACUGCAGGCUCUGCGCCCCCCUCAGGUCACACCCUCAAGGAAGGACGCAGCCCCAGCACUAGGCCCGCUUUCUUCCUCUCCUUUGGCCACACCCUCUCCAUCGGGUACCAAGGCAAGACCCGUACCGCCUCCCGACAACGCAGCCACUCCCCUGCCAGCCACGCUCCCUCCCUCUCCACCGGUAACGCCCCCUCCGCCAGCCGCUCUCCAAAGUCAGGCCCCGCCCACCCUGCCGGCCACGUCCCACUCGAGGCUUACCUGUCAGUUGGCCACGCCCCUUCCUCUAGCCCCUCCUUCCCCCUCUGCUCCACCCUCUCUGCAGACCCUCCCCUCUCCACCAGCCACGCCCCCCUCGCAAGCUCCACCCACACAGCUGAUUAUAUCCUUUCCAGAAGCAGGCGUCUCUUCCCUGGCCACAGCCGCUUUUGUGGCUUCAGUCUCUCCAUCAGUUUCAUCCCCUCUGCAGAGUAUGCCCCCGACCCAAGCUAAUCCAGCGUUGCCCUCUCUUCCGACUCUCCUCUCUCCCUUGGCCACACCUCCUCUGUCAGCCACGUCUCCUCUACAAGGCCCUGUUUUUCCGGCAACAUCUCUGGAGAAUCCGGCUUCUCCCCUCGGCACACUCCCUCAGCCAGGACUUUCUGCCCUGACCACGCCCCCUCCGCAGGCCUGUCCUUCCCCGUCUCUGCCCUCUCCCCAGGCCACGCCCCACACUCUGGCCACUCUUCCUCUGCAGGACUCUCCUCUUCUGGCCACAUUGCCUCUGCAGGCCUCUCCCUCUCCUUUGACCACAGUCUCUCUGCAGGAUCCUCCUCUAGUUUCUCCCCUUUUGGCCUCACCGCCUCUGCAGGCUCCGCCCCACCCACAGGCCCCACCUUCUAUGACUACGCCCCCUAUGCAGGCCCCGCCCUCUCCCCAGACCAUUCCCCCAAUACAGGUCCAACAUUCUCUGACCUCACCGUCUCUGCAGGCACCUCCCUCUCCUCUGGCUUUGUCCUCUCUGCAGGCCACAACUUCUUUGGGCUCACCCACUCUGCAGGCCACACAUUCUUUCCUGACAAUGUCCCCUCGGCAAACCCAAGCUUCUUUGACCUCACCUUCUCGGCCGGCCUCUACUCCCCCUGAUUCACCCCCUCUGCAGGCCCCUCUUUCCCUUCCUGCCUCACCCCCUCUGCAGACUUCUCUCUCUCCUGCUGUCUCACCCCUAAACUCACCCCUGACCAUACCCCCUCUGCAGGCGCUAUCUUCUCUGGCCUCCGACUCUCCUCAGGCACCUCCCUCUUCCCUGACCAUGCCCCCUCCGGAGACCCAAUCUUCCCUGACCAUGCCCCCUCUGGAGACCCAAUCUUCCCUAACCCUGCCCUCUCUGCAGACACCUCCUGCUUCCCUGACCACACCCCCUCUGGAGAACCUACCUUCUCUAGCCCCGCCCUCUCUGCAGACAGCUUCUGCUCCCCUGACCACACCCUACCUGGAGACUCCACCUUGUCCAGCCCCACACCCUCUGCAAGCACCACCUUCGCCAUUGACCACGCCCCCUCCAGAGACUCCCUCUUCCAUAGCCACGCCUCCUCCACAGGCCCCACCUGCUCUGGCCUCACCCUCUUUGCAGGGCAUGCCCUCUCCCCCUCUGUCUCCUUUGGCCACGCCCCCUCCACAGGCCCCACCUGCCCUGGCCUUGCCUCCUCUGCAGGCCCUUCCCUCUCCCCCUGCCUCACCCCCUUUGUCUCCCUUGGCCACACCCUCUCCACAGGCCCCAAAUGCUCUGGCAGCGCACCUUCGGCAGGCCCCUUUCUCUCCCCCUCCCUCACCCCCAGUGCAGGCCCCUUUCUCUCCCCCUGCCUCACCCACAGUGUCUCCUUCGGCCACGCCCCCUCCACAGGCCCCACCCUCUCUAGCCGCACCUCCUCUGCAGGUCCCACCCUCUCCCCCUGCCUCUCCCCCAAUGUCUCCUUCGGCCACGCCCCCUCCACAGGCCCCACCACCUCUAGCUACACCUCCUCUGCAGGUCCCACCCUCUCCCCCGGCCUCUCCCACAAUGUCUCCUUCGGCCACGCCCCCUCCACAGGCCCCACCCCCUCUUUCCGCUCCUCCUCUGCAGGUCCUGCCCUCUCCCCUUGCCUCACUCCCAAUGUCUCCUUUGGCCAAGCCCCCUCCACAGGCCCCACCCGCUCUGGCCACACCUCCUCUGCAGGCCCCUCCUUCUCCGUCUGCCUCACUCCCUGGGCAGGCCCGUUUCUCACCCUCUGCCUCACCCACAAUGUCUCCUUUGGCCACGCCUCCUCCACAGGCCCCACCUGUUCUGGCAGCGCCCCUUCUGCAGGUCCCUCCCUCUCCCCCUGCCUCACCCACCCUACAGGCCCCACGCCGCCCCCCGACCCCGGGUCCGGAUACCUCCGUCUCGGGCCCACGGCUGACCCUGGCGUUGGCCCCCGGCCCGCCGCCGCCGCCCUCGCGCAGCCCGUCCAGCACGCUGAGCGGCCCGGACCUGGCCGGCCACAGCAGCAGCGCCACGAGCACGCCAGAGGAGCUGCGUGGCUACGACAGCGGGCCGGAGGGCGGCGCCGCAGCCUCCCCGCCCCCCGACGCAGAGCUCGCCGCCUGCCACCCCGCUGCCUGGAGUCGAGGCCCAGCUCCGCCGCUGGCUUUCCGCGGAGCCCCAGGUGCGCAGCUGCCGUGGCCUCCUGCUGCCGGACCGGGCUCUGCUGACGGUCUGUGCACCAUCUACGAGACUGAAGGGCCCGAGUCCGCGACCCCCGCCCCAGGCGCACUGGAUCCGGAGCCCAGUCCCGGCGCAAGCGGUGGGAAGGCGGCGGCUGGGGCCGGGGCGGGGACGUCCUCGCGGAGCCCGAAGCAGGCGCGCCUGGGCGAGCUGCCACUGGGGGCGCUGCAGGCGAGCGUCGUGCAGCACCUGCUGAGCCGGACGCUGCUGCUGGCGGCUGCCGAGGGUGCCGCGGGCGGCAGCGCCGGGGGCUCAGGAGGCGCGGGGGGUGGUGGCGUCACGGGGGGCGCCCGGGCUGCGCUCAGCGACGCCGAACUCGGCCGCUGGGCCGAACUACUGUCUCCCCUGGACGAGUCCCGUGCCAGCAUCACCUCUGUCACCAGCUUCUCUCCGGACGACGUGGCCUCCCCGCAGGGUGACUGGACCGUGGUGGAGGUGGAGACCUUCCACUGAGCCAGACCACAGCCCCGCCUACUACACCCCACCCCUGCCUUAGGAUCCGCUCCUCCGGGUACGCCUGUUUGUUUUAGACCCCGUCUCCACUGCCCAGGAGCCCCGCUGGGUGGAUUAGUCUUAGCUCCCUAGAGCCUGAGCCUUUCGGCCCAGGCUCCACCCCUGCCUUCGGCCCCGGAGGCUCGGGACCUACCCACAGCUUUGACCUAGGCCCGCCCCUCCAACUCCGCCCCUUUGGCCUAGGACACGCCCCGUUUCCCCGAACCCCGCCCCGUGUCCAGUGUAUUGCCCACCCCGAACAGCCUGAGUUUGCAAUAAAACUGGGACACUGGGGCUUUCA